Molecule: messenger RNA, 363 nt
Organism: Camellia sinensis
Lineage: Eukaryota; Viridiplantae; Streptophyta; Magnoliopsida; Ericales; Theaceae
Source: RefSeq, a predicted model, not a curated record
CAGAGUUUAGCUCUAAUGUUUAGUGCUUGGAAAGGAAGGUUAUCUGACAUUUCAAGUUGUCUUAUCAUUCUUGCUAGGCAUAUUGUGAAUCGGAUUAUGAACUUACAUGCUCCAGAAUGGUCUGGUGAGGUUCGAAACAUAACGUAUUCGGCUGAUGGCAAGUCUGUGUCUGUUGUUUACCGUGUCACGCUGUAUGGGACUGAUGCUGAGAUAUACAAGGAGUCAACAGGUACUGCUCCUGUAAACGAUGCAGGCUAUGGAGAUCCAGUGCAGAAGGCAGAAGCAAUGGCAUUUCGUCGAGCUUGUGCUCGUUUUGGUCUGGGGCUUCAUCUCUAUCACGAGGAUGUGUUAUAGCCAAGCAAC